GCGCCCAAUUCCAAACCGCAAUCUACGCAUGGCACAUGUGAGCUGUGACCCAAUUUUAAAGUAAACAAAAGUCCUAAGGUUAAUUAAGUUCAAACCUUAUUGGAUAACCGUGUUUAAAUGUGGAUUAAGUCGUGAAUUCGGAAGAACGUAUUUUUGUGUUACUAAUGUUCGUUAGUCAAACUACGAGUAAUUCUUAGUAAAGUACCAAGUACUUAUUGGUUGCCGCAAUGUGGUCUGAAGCUGAUGAAUUCAUGGAACUGUUUAGAGGAUAUUUACCGUAUUACUUAUUGAUAAUGUUACCUCUGUUUAUUAUAAUUGCUCCCGUUUGUCCGGUAGGAGCGGCGCAUGACUUUCAAGUUUUUAGAAUGCAACAGUUUGAUUUACAUGGUGUUCCUCAUGGCUGCCGGAGUGCUGCGGUGAACUUGGAGGCACGUUCUGCCGUUGGAUGGGGGACGUCGCGUCAUUGUGUGGUUGCGAGACUGGAAGACAUCACCUCUGACAAAUUCAGAGAAAUUCGGAGCAGGGCGGGCGCCUUGCUGAUUGUAUUGCCGCGAAAUUUGUUUGGUCUGUCACAGGAAGAGAAACAGCAAAUAUGGGAACUUGAAGAAGCGAUGCUGUAUCAAGAGGUCAGCAUCCCGGUGUACUUUGUGGAGUGGGCUUCAACUCUCCAGACGAUUGUCAAUGAUGUGGCCUCCAGCUACAUGAAAGAUGAUCGCUCUACCACUGCAGUUGAGGCAUUGGUGCACUCCAUUGCUGCAAAUGGCUAUCAGAUUGUCGUGAGCACCAGUCAGCCGUCCCCUAGAUCGGAUGUUAACAUAGCAACCAUACAGGGAAAGCUCCCUGGAUUUGGUGUUGAAGAAAAGUUACCUACAGUGGCUGUUGUAGCACACUACGACAGUUUUGCUGUUGCUCCAGAUCUGGCGCUGGGCACGGACUCGAAUGGCUCCGGGGUGGCCAUGCUGAUGGAGCUGGCGCGCAUCUUCUCGCGCCUGUACGCCAACCCCAAGACCCACGCCCGGCACAACCUGGUGUUCCUGCUGACCGGCGCCGGCAAGUUCAACUACCAGGGCAGCAAGAAGUGGCUGGAGGACCAGUUGGACGGCGUCGAGGGCUCCGUCAUACAGGACGCGUCCUUUAUUCUGUGCUUGGAUACAGUUGCAACAGACAAUGUGCUCUAUCUUCACGUGUCCAAGCCACCUCGUGAUGGUAGCCCUGGAGGUAACUUCUACAAGGAACUGAAGUCCGUCGCUGAAUCUGUUAAUUUGAAUGUAACUGUAGAUACCAUUCACAAAAAAAUAAAUCUUGCGGACGAGCUGUUGGCGUGGGAGCAUGAACGCUAUAGCAUACGAAGGCUUCCGGCAUUCACUUUGUCUUCCUUAAAGAGCCACCGGAGUAUGAGUAGAAAUACAAUUUUGGACACACAUGAGAACGUGAAUGCACCUCUGCUCUUCCAUAACACUGACAUCGUGGCAGAAGCGCUCGCCAGACAUGUGUACAACUUGUCUGAUGGGAAAGUCUUUGAAGAGUCGUUGGAAGUGUCAAGAGAAUCUCUAGACUCUUGGCUGGAGUUUCUGUCGCAGCCCAGAUCUGCUCAGAUAUUGCUGGACAAGCAGAAUGUUCUAGUCAACUCGUUAAAAAAUUCGAUGAGCAGGUACUUAAAAGAUGUUAAGGUCUCGUAUCUAGUCCCUGAUAAGCGGGAUCCUGAGAUUGUUUUUUACGAUGUCACCAAAACCAUUGUCAACAUAUACAGUGUGAAGCCAGCAGUAUUUGAUCUCUUCCUGACAGGCCUCAUUGGCCUUUAUCUGGUCGCAAUUUAUUUUGUAGUUCAGAACUUUCCUCUCAUCUACGUUGCUGUCUCUAAAUUCUCUUCCUCGAAGAAGAGCAAAGUGCAGUGAGCCGGAUGUCCAGUAAUGCUUGUUCUGUAGCGAAAGUGCCCGCCCUCUACCACCAUAGGCCUACGUGGGCCUUGUAGCUCUCCGAGUGCCUUUAACGCCUGCCUCAUGACUUUAGUUAGGCAUUCUAGUCAUCAUGUUAUGGUUCAAGUGUUGUAAUUCUUUGUAGAGUAUUUCAUUUAUAGUAUGGUGUAUUUUGGCGUGGUUUCUGGCGUACUACGAAUUUGCCGAAGUUAUAAAGGUUGUGUGUAUGUAAUAAAAUUGUUAAAUGUAGAUUCGUGUAAACUUGUGUCAGACACACAUUGAAAGAGCAAUAAUUUUUUUAGAUAUGUUGCAGUAUUGAAGUGAUAGUCUUAGUUCUAAAGCAGGGAAACAAAAGUUUAAUCUAAGUAUAUAACUGGCAUUACAUUGCUUCUUCUUUAAAUUUAAUUUUUAAAUUUCUUUUUUACUGCAGCAUUAAAAUAAUAUAGGGUGUAUAACUUAUAUCUGUUUGGUAUAUAAUGGAAAUAUUUGCCCCGUAAAAAAAUGACUUAUUGAUUUUAUUUCAACAUUUAUAUAUGGUUAGUUUAAUUUUUGUUUACUACUUGUGAAAAUUCGGUUAUUUAUCCACAGGCAGCCUCAAUUUUAUUUUUCUAUCCCCAUUGAAUAUAUAUACACACACACACACACACACAGUUAGAUGACUUGGUCCUUCAAAAGUAUUUAAAGUUUAAUAUAUAUAUUAUAUAUAUAUUAAAUAUAAUACAGUAAGUCCUCUAUAUACGUCGUACCGAUUUACGUCGUUUCGGAUUAACGUCGCUAAUGUUUGAGUACUCAUGUUUCAAUUUAAGUUAUCGCCGAUUCACAAUAACGUCGUUUACAAUGACCGUAAAUCUUUAUUUUAACCAAAACACCAUAUAUAAUUCGUUUAUAAUUCUUUGUUUCCUUCGGUAGUUAAUUUAUGCUAUGUAGCGUAAGCUACACGUUCACCGCCUUAUCUUAUCAUACAUCAUGAGGGACGCUUCCUGCUCUCCGCUGCUUUAUAUUUCAAUUAAUAAAGGUAAUAAAGCAGCUGGUUAAAUAACCAUUCUAUAAAGCUGAGAAGUACUAGUUGGACUUGUUUCCCACGCUGUCGGUUGUCAUUUGCUGAUAAAAUUGCCCGUUGUCACGUCUGUAUGCCAGCGCUUCCGGCCGGCCGGUGGCAUGAAACAUGGCUCAUUUUGCGUCGUUUCUAUUUACGUCGCGGUUUUCAGGAACGUAACCCCGACGUAAACCGAGGACUUACUGUAUAUAUUAAAAUUUUACUACUUUUGAAGGACCAAGUCAUCUAACUGCUUAUAUUUACUUUGGUGGUCUACCAGUAAGGUGUUUUUUUUUAGUUUCAAGGUUUGUUUGGGGGGGGGGGUUGGAAUGUAAGCGAUUUCUCCCCAAAAUCCUUAAAAAAAAAAACUAUUGAAAUGUAUCAUUUCCACCAGCAAAAGGAAAGAAUCUAAGGGAAAAAAAACAGCAGGCAAAGUGAUUCUACUCUCAUGUGAAAUGAUAUUCUGCAUACGUUCCUACUUAUGCUCUGAUUGCAAAAUGUUACUUUUACUUUUCCCUAAUACCUUUAGCCUAAAGGAAAGUGCAUUUUAAAGGAUGUCAGCCAUUUUUUUUUAACAAUCUGAAUAGUUGCAAAUUGCUGAUGCAGCCUUUUGUAAAAGGAUGAGUUGUGUGCAUCCUUUCAUGCGGCCAUGGGGAAUUUCAGGGGCCUAUGGCUUUUCCUUUAAUAGACAAGUGACAAUAGUCUGUACUUGAACCAGCAAACUGCUGUUCAGGUUUUCUCUAUGCAUUUAUCAUUGUAAAUUGAUCAUUUGAGAGUGCAAAAUUAAAUAUUGCUUGAAAGUAGAUUGAGAAGAAUUUGUUGGAAAACAAAUGACCACAAAAAUUUACUAUAUUAUGAUACACCAGAUUGUUUUAGCUUCAGAAGAUUUCGGAAUUCUUUUCAUGACUAUUUUCUUACUUGAAAACCUAUAUGUUAAAGUAUUCUUUAGUUAAAGCUGCACUAGUAAAGGAUGCAGACUCAUUAUUCGGAAACCGCUUAUACUUUUGCAUUUUCCUUGAUAACUUAUCAUAAUGGUUGUAUGCAAGAAAGGUCAAAGGUCAAAAUUAAGGUUUUUUUUGUAAUGUCCAUUGGACACUGUUAACUGUGACAUAAAGAGAAGCCACAUGUACAAUGAUGUAUGAAGGUGCCCUCGCAGAUAAUACUGCAAUUAAGCGUUGUUCUAGAAAGGGGGGGGGGGGGGGGGUGGAAGAAACUCCAGAGCCCAAUUUUUUCUUUUUGAGACUAUAUUUAUGUUUACUGAAAUACCUAAAUUCAUGUUUCAAACUUUUCUUUCAUCAAAAGUUGUUAGAAAUAUUAAAGAUUCUGUAUUUGAGACCAUGAAUUCGUAAACACUCCAAGGCCGAUCUCUUGACAUAUUUGUCAUGUUUUGAAACUGCAUCUGUUGUUUGUACAAAAGUCCCUCUCAUAAAGUCUUCCUGGAACCCUCAGGCAGCAGUACUAUUUUCUUUGUGGUAAAACACUGCUUGUAUAGUUAGUAUACUGAACUAUCUUCUGUAGAAUUCCUGCUGGUCAUGGCCGAUGGCAGAGAAAGAGAGAGAGAGAAUAAGUAGGUAGUUAACCAAGUUUGUGAAAAAAAAUAACAUAGUUUUUGUUACUCUGUGAUGAAAGUAUUUUAAACAGAACUAUUAAAGAUCUCGUAGGCAUCUUACUGAAAAUGGAUACUUCUAAAUUGAGGUAAUUUGUAAUAAGGUUAUGAUGUCACUGUCAGCCAUAGCUAAUGAUUAUAAAUAUAAUAAGUAAUUAUAUAUGUGGUGUUUUCAUAUUUCAUAGUCCUGUCUAAUAGAGUAUUGUGUGUAACCUUGGUUGCCAUGUCUCACACCUUGGUGUCUCAAUUUUUUGUUUUGUAUGAUGCUUUUAACUGCCAAUGGUGUUUCUAUUUGUAGGGUGAUAAGGGUUAUUACUUUCCUCGUCCAUAACCCUUGUAGAAGACAUAACAAAAAAAAUAAUCCACUCCAGUCUGCACCUCAUUUUUGAAGUACAAAAUUUCUGUAAAAAUUGUAUUAUUUUGUAUUUGUUUUAGUGCUACUGCAUUGUGUGUGAUUAAAAAAAAGAAAAGAUGAAACCCUAUGUUGAUAAUGACUUUUCAAGAAGGCAGAAAUGUAUUAAAAAUAGCCUCUUAAGGGGAUUUCCCCCCCCCCCCCCCCCCAAAUUCCAUACCACCCAAUAGUCGUAGCUGUAGCCCUGAUCUAGUGUAUGAGGACAUAUGUAGGUUGGUGGUCAUAAAAUUAUUAUGAGUUAUACAUUGUAAUGUGGUAGAACCACUUAUCAAAAAGCUUUAUCUCAAUUAAUAAUCUCAAUUUAUGAUAGUUUGACACUGUUAUUUGCAGAUGUUUUAUUCUCUCCUGCACCACAAUUUUAAAAUGUUGUCAUUUGUCAGGACGUACAGCAAAUUAGUCUUGGUACAAAACAUAAUGUGUAUUGUAAAGGCAGUUUCUAUUAUAAAAUUGUAUCAUCCGUAGUUGUGACAUUACAAAGCUCUUUUCAGUAUAGUGUGUGUGUGUGUGUGUGUGUGAAUAAGAUGGUAGUGUGACCACUUGAAGAAAACUACUUAAAAGGUUUGUGAGAUUAAAUCUCUGGUAAAUUUAAACUUGAAAUUUUGAAAAGUUUUAUUCAUUCUUCAAAAAGAUAUAAGAAUUGUUAUUUAUUCUCUAUUAUUGUGCAUGCAAUAAAUGAAUAACUUUCCUGUUUUGAAAACUGUAUGUUGUACCCUAUUUUAAGCCCAUUAAUUUUGUUACAUGUUCUGUUGGUGAUUUUUUUUAAACUAAUGUAUAAUAUGUGGUAUAUUUUUUACAAAGUAUUUCCUUUAUUAAAAUGUAUAACUGUUAGUUGGAUCUCUGUUACCACAUGUUGACCUAAAGUUAAAUAAAAAAUAAAAACAUGAAAUUUUUUUGUUGUAAACUUACAUCUUUAUUACUAUAUUGUGAAAAAGAAUAGCAUUAUAUUUUCAUUUCGAGUAAUGCUUCUGGUUUGCUCACUGUUUUAUUGCCAGACUUGUUUUUUUGUUACUCUUUCUCAUUCACUAUCUCUUCAAUUAUUAUGUGGCUGAAUUUUGAUUUAGAGAUAAAUAAACAUUUACCACAAUAAUUUUUUCAGCCCACAGUAUGACUACAAGAUGGAAUAUUUUUUGUGGGUUAGGGAAUCGGGCCAAUUUAGCUGUUGGAUAGUGGAUACUUAAGCUUUAGAAUUAUUGUAGUUUGCAAUCAAUGUUUAUUGUCUUAGUAUUUGAUUUAAGGCUGUAUAAUUGUACAGCAACCCGGAUUAAAUUUAUUUGUUUAUGUUUAUAAUCUGUUUUUGAAUCUUUAUUACUGAAAUUCAUUAUAAUUUUUGUGCAACAAAAAGCAGCAAUGAACAAA
Bacillus rossius redtenbacheri is the source of this 6326-nucleotide messenger RNA. RefSeq names its product BOS complex subunit NCLN. Bases 228 to 1895 code for a protein of 555 amino acids. Gene Ontology annotation, biological process: regulation of signal transduction. Gene Ontology annotation, cellular component: endoplasmic reticulum membrane. Lineage: Eukaryota; Metazoa; Arthropoda; Insecta; Phasmatodea; Bacillidae. The transcript has 13 exons. The record is from RefSeq and is a predicted model, not a curated record.